Molecule: messenger RNA, 603 nt
Organism: Penicillium chermesinum
Lineage: Eukaryota; Fungi; Ascomycota; Eurotiomycetes; Eurotiales; Aspergillaceae
Product: GNAT family N-acetyltransferase
Exons: 3
Coding region: 1-603 (200 amino acids)
Cellular component (GO): cytoplasm
Molecular function (GO): aralkylamine N-acetyltransferase activity
Source: RefSeq, a predicted model, not a curated record
AUGCCUUCAGUCGUCCCCUUUACGCAGAGCCCGGCGCUAUCCGGAAAAGACCCUCUCCUACGGCCUCUGACGCCUGCGGAUGUGAAGUCGUGCACAGUAGUUGAAAGGGCAUUCCCAGAACACGAGCAAUGCUCGGAAGAAAAGUUUAUCUAUCGUCUCAACCAAACCCCAGAGCUAUGCCUCGGUUUAUUCAUCUGGGAGGAAGGCAAGGAGCAGCUCAUCGGCCACAUAAUCGGAAUGCGAGUUCCGACAAAGGAGAUCACUGAAGGCUCGAUGCAUAUGCCAGAGAACUGGCGAGAGCGCCCAUCGGACCAAGCUUAUAUCGUUGACGGACAACUCAUCGGAAAUGACCCCCACGGCAAAACUAUUGCUAUCCAUUCUGUCGUCAUAAGCCCCCAAUACCAAGGGAACGGUGUGGGCAAGGCUCUGGUAAAGGCUUACAUCGAGUUCAUCAAGGAGACGCAGGUAGAUACCGACGGGAUCGUGCUGAUUGCGCAUGAUUAUCUGAUCAAAUUUUAUGAAGGCGCAGGGUUCGUUAACCACGGACUAAGUGCUUGUCGGUUUGCAGGGGAGACAUGGUAUGACUUGGUCCUAGAUUUGUAA